Molecule: messenger RNA, 915 nt
Organism: Mesorhabditis belari
Lineage: Eukaryota; Metazoa; Nematoda; Chromadorea; Rhabditida; Rhabditidae
Source: the annotation of a GenBank genome assembly
AUGUGGUCAAUAUUGACAGAGCUUUUCUAUCAUGGCUGUCUCGUCGAGGUGUUCUUCCCGUCGCCGAGCUUUGGCGGUUAUGGAAUCCUUUACAUCAAUCCAAUUUAUGAGUUUAGUGCAAGUACAUUAUUUACAAUCGGAAUGCUAAUCGUGUCAAACAUGAUCGUUUCAACAUUUCAAUGUUUCCUUUAUCGUCAUCAACUUCUUCUGCAUGAUGGUCAUUGGUUAAAAUUUUCCACAUGGAAAUGGUCGUUGAUCAUCGGUUUUCACUAUAUCACAAUCGUCCCAUCGGUCCUCAUUUGUCUCAAUUCAUUUCCGAUCGAUCGGGCGACGAAUUUGAAUGCAUCGAUGAAGUUGUUAGAGGAGUAUCCAGAGUAUGCAUUUGUUGCCAAUGAUCCGAACAUUUGGAUAGCCGACACGUCACUUCCCAUCUUUCCACCAAUAAUUAAUUUCUCUGGCGUGGUUGGCCUUUGUAUUAUCUCGUCUUUCUUUGCUCCAGAGAUCGGAAUUGUGGUAACAGCGGCGAUUUUCCAUUCAUUUUAUCUACUCAACGGAAACGGUCUCGUAAUGAGUGCAAAGACGAGAAGCCUUCACAAGAAGCUCUGUAUCUCGUUAGUUGUCCAGAUGGGCCUUCCCUUUACUCUUCUCGUUUUUCCACUCCUUCUUUAUGUCUUCCUCUUAUCAACAGACACAAUGAUAUCACAAGAAUGGCUGAAUGGAAGCAUGGGUCUUGUUUUAUCUCAUGCAACCAUCUCAUCGGUGUUGAUCUGUGUCUUCACCGAGCCCUAUCGCUUGUUUUUGGGCAAAACGGUGAAGAGAGUAGUGAGAUCGAUAAAAUGUCGUUCAAUCCGAGUUUCACAGCAAGAAUCGGCACGAAGAACGGUCACCCAAACCACAGGCAUCAUCUGGUUACAU